Trichoplusia ni (cabbage looper) is the source of this 1345-nucleotide messenger RNA. RefSeq lists its product as uncharacterized. Bases 378 to 1115 code for a protein of 245 amino acids. Gene Ontology annotation, cellular component: elongator holoenzyme complex. The transcript is spliced from 2 exons. Gene Ontology annotation, biological process: tRNA wobble uridine modification. Lineage: Eukaryota; Metazoa; Arthropoda; Insecta; Lepidoptera; Noctuidae. The record is from RefSeq and is a predicted model, not a curated record.
UCAUCAGUAUUAGUACCGAUAUGCCUCAUUGAGUAUGGAGGCAUACAACAAAGAAUGUAAAUUAAACGUAAGCUAUAACUGAAAGAAUUUACCCUAAACAUGUAAAUGUUGAGUAGAAAAAAUGAAAAACAUGAUUUUAAAAUCUUUAACUUUGUUAAAUACCGUUUGGCAACACUCAUCUUUAUGUCUUUCACUGUCAAACGUCUACAAAAGUUUUAAGUUGACGUAUCCUGGAUGGGGUAACCUAAAACUUUUAACCUUCGAAUCGGUCAAUAUUCAAGGUUGAAUUGUCUAAUAUUAAUUUGGCAGAUUUCCGUGAAUGUAAUUCACUUCCGUCACUCGGCAGCGCCUUCAGUAAACUUACACAAUUUAGAAGAAUGUCAGCAGAUAUAGUAACAUUGCUUCAUUUAGAUAAAGUAUUAUCUAGUAAGCUAGUAGUUGUGAAAGAAAUAAAUAGAUGUGACAGUUCAUUUGUUACAAGUUGUGUUUUAAACUACUGCAUCAAGAACAAAGCAGCUGUUGUUUUAGUUUCUACACACAACUCAUUUCAACACUACCAAAAUGUGGGACUCAAAAUAAACUACAACCUACAAAGAUAUGUGGACACCGGACUGGUAGACUUUUUUAAUUUUGGAGAAUAUUGUAUAAAUAGUCUACUAACCAAUAAUAAAUUACCAGAAUUAAUUCCAAAAAUAAAAGAAAAGAUUGAAUUGAUGCGCCAUAAACAUGAUACAGUUAAUGUGAUAUUGGAUGGUGUAACUCAUUUAUUUGAUUUAGAUUACUCUCUAAAAGAAGUUAAUUUGUUUUGUAAUGAGCUAAUUAAGAUUGUUACCUCAUACAACAACUCAUUUGUCCUUUGUCAUUGCAAUGAGGCUAAUGAGGAUGAUGUUUCAUAUUUGAUGGCAAAUUUACUGGCACAUAAAGCUCAUACAGUAUUGGAGGUUGAGAAUCUACCUUCAGGGUGGAGUGCAGAUGUCGCAGGUCACCUCACAAUAACAUAUCCUGGGUUAAAAUUUGACAGUGAUCAUAUGCACAUUAUGGAUAUAAAACCAUCUCGAUAUCUCUUUAAACUAUUUGACAGAGGAGUUAAGUUGUUUGCCCCGGGUACUGUUUAAAAACUGGUUAAUUUUAAGUUAUACUGUUUUGUAAAUAUUGAAAUGAUAUAUGCAUUUGUUUUUAUAAAAUAAAUAGUUUUAUGGUAUGAUUGUUUUUUUAUUUGAAUUGUCAAUCCCCAUAUGUUUAUAUCUACAUAAUGUGCCAUUUUUUGUAUGUAAAUUUUAUUAUCAAGCACACUUGUUAUUACAAACAAGUUAUCUUUCUGAUAAUUAUCUAAUUUUUACCAUUA